CCCAUCCUCACCCCCCACUGACACACAAUGACCGCUACCAAGCUCUGGCCCAACGGCGUCUCGGUGCCCCUCACGACGGCGUUCAAGGCCGACGAGAGCAUCGACACGGACGCGAUCGCCGCGCAGGUCGUGCGCCUCGCGCAGGCCGGCGUCGGCAUCGUUUUGCUCGGCACGAACGGCGAGGCAUCCCACCUCAGCCGUGAGGAGCGCAAGCUCGUCAUCAGCACCGGCCGCAAGGCGCUCGACGGCGCCGGGUUCGCUGGCACCCCGCUGCUUGCGGGCACUGGUGGCGGCUCCGCGGCCACGACCAUCGAGCUCGCGCGCGACGCUGCCGAGGCCGGCGCGACCCACUCGAUCGUCAUCUGCCCCGGCUACUUCUCGUUCGCGAUGGGCCGUGACCGCCAGGCGAUCCUCGGCUUCUUCAAGAAGGUGCUCGACGAGUCGCCGCUCCCCGUCAUGAUCUACAACUUCCCCGGAGCCGCCGCCGGCAUCGACCUCAACUCCGACGAGCUGAUCGAGCUGUCCGAGCACCCCAACUGCUUUGGCGCCAAGCUCACCUGCGCCAUGAUCGGCAAGGGCCAGCGCCUGGCCGCGCACACCCAGAGCGCCGACUUCCUCGCGCGCCACGGCGCCGCCCUCAAGCAGACCACCGUCACUGGCCAGUGGCAGGUGCUCCCUGGCUUCUCCGAGUCGCUCCUCCCUGCGGUCCUCGCGCGCCACACCGGCUGCAUCACGGGCACGGGCAACAUCUUCCCCAAGACCAUCAACCGCCUGUACCAGCAGACUGUCAAGGGCCUGGCCGGCGACGCCGCCGCGCUCAAGGAGGCCCUCGAGCUCCAGGACCGCGUCGCGCGCUCCGACUUUAUCAUUGUCAAGGCCGGCAUCCAGGGCACCAAGCACGCGCUCGACUACUUCGUCAAGCAGGGCCUCGGAGGCUACGCCCGCCUGCCCCUCGGCCCCACCUCGCCCGAGGUCAAGAAGCUCGUCGAGGUCGAGCUCAAGGAGGACUGGGAGUUUGAGCAGAGCCUGUAGACUAAAGACUUGUACAACAUGGGCAUUGGUUGUGUAUGCAGGUG
Molecule: messenger RNA, 1076 nt
Organism: Vanrija pseudolonga
Lineage: Eukaryota; Fungi; Basidiomycota; Tremellomycetes; Trichosporonales; Trichosporonaceae
Product: L-threo-3-deoxy-hexylosonate aldolase
Exons: 2
Coding region: 28-1032 (334 amino acids)
Molecular function (GO): 4-hydroxy-tetrahydrodipicolinate synthase activity
Source: RefSeq, a predicted model, not a curated record